UAACUGACUGUUAGCGCUUUAUAACUUCAGACUGCUGUGUGUCAUUUCUGCUUGUUCGUGUUUGUACGGAACGCGUUAGUUUUUACAUUUUAGAAGAGAAACUUAGCAUUUGGUCUGCUAGCAAACAAGUUCUUUUCCCUGUAACGCUGUGCAUCUUCGCUAAUGUAAUGCUGACGGUGUGUUAAGGAGAGAAAUAACUGAUGGCAGGCAGUGAGACGGAUUUCUGGAUGAUGACAGAAACAAUGCACGAUAAUCUUCACACAGACUCGAGUUUACCUCUCCAACAACUUGUUAGUCAUCUGCAAGGUCUCAGCACAGCCCGUGAACACACAAGAGCAGCUUUGAGGCACACGGCGCCUGAGAAGUUCUACAUCGAGGCGUGUGACGAUGGCGCUAACGAAGUCCUCGCUAUUGACCGGGUGUCUACGGAGAUGACGCUGAUAGGGAUGAAGGACAUCCCUCCUUCAGCAGUGACCCGGCCGAUAUGCGGCAUCAUGGGAACGAUACGGCUGGUAGCAGGGACGUACCUCAUCGUCAUCACCAAGAAGAGGAAGGUGGGGGAUCUGCUGGGACACGCCGUGUGGAAGGCCGUGGAGUUCGACGUGAUCUCCUAUAAGAAGACGGUGCUGCACCUCACAGACACGCAGAUGCAGGACAACAAAGCCUUCCUCGCUAUGAUCAACAACGUCCUGAACACAGACGGAUUUUACUUCGCCACCGACUACGACCUCACACACACCCUGCAGCGCCUCGCCAACACCAGCCCCGAGUUUCAGGAGAUGAGUCUGCUGGAGAGGGCGGAUCAGAGGUUUGUGUGGAACGGCUACUUGCUAAGAGACUUCAGCACACAGCCUGAGCUGCACAGGUUCGCCUGUCCUGUGAUCCACGGCUUCAUCGCUAUGAAGUCCUGCUGCAUCAACGGGAAGAUCUUCGACUGGAACCUCAUCUCCAGGAGGAGCUGCUUCCGCGCCGGCGUUCGCUACUACGUCCGAGGGAUCGACUCCGAGGGUCACGCCGCAAACUUUGUCGAGACGGAGCAGAUCGUUCAGUACAGCGGCGCCAAGGCCUCGUUCGUACAGACCCGUGGCUCCAUUCCGUUCUUCUGGUCCCAGCGUCCAAACCUCAAGUACAAACCCAAACCGCAGAUCAGCAAGAGUGGCAAUCACCUGGAUGGUUUUCAGAGACAUUUCGACUCGCAGAUCAUAACCUACGGCCGACAAGUCAUUUUAAACCUGAUUAAUCAGAAAGGUUCUGAGAAACCUCUCGAGCUCGCCUUCGCCAAGAUGGUGGAGAGUCUCGGCAACGGCAUGAUCAAGUACGUGGCCUUUGACUUUCAUAAGGAGUGCAGUAGGAUGAGGUGGCAUCGCCUGCAGAUCCUGGUGGACACCGUGGCCGAGCAGCAGGCCGAGUUCGGCUUCUUCCUGGUGGACUCGGCCGGAACGGUCCAGAUGCAGCAGGAGGGGACGUUCCGUAGCAACUGUAUGGAUUGUCUGGACCGGACCAACGUGGUGCAGAGCCUCCUGGCCAGACGAUCGCUUCAGGCUCAGCUGCAGAGAAUGGGUGUCCUGCAUGUUGGACAGAGAAUCGAGGAUCAGGCUGAUUUUGAGAAGAUCUACAAGAACAUGUGGGCCGACAAUGCUAAUGCGUGUGCUAAGCAGUACGCUGGUACGGGAGCGCUGAAGACAGACUUCACACGGACAGGGAAGAGGACGCAGUGGGGGUUGGUGAUGGACGGCUGGAACUCGAUGAUCAGAUAUUACAAGAACAACUUCUCAGAUGGAUUCAGACAGGACUCCAUCGAUCUGUUUUUAGGAAACUACGCCGUGGAUGAAGCGGACAUGAGCACUACUCUCCAUGAAGCCAAAGAUUGGAAGUUCCUCACGCUGCCAAUCAUCAUGGUGGUGGCGUUCUCCAUGUGUAUUAUCUGCCUCCUCAUGGCCGGUGAGACGUGGACGGAGACAUUAGCGUACGUGCUGUUCUGGGGCAUGGCGAGCGUGGUCACGGCCGGCGUGAUCCUCUUCAACGGCCGAGAUUUCGUUGACGCGCCCAGGCUGGUCCAGAAGGAGAAGAUGGACUGAGAGUGCGUGUGUGGAAAGCAGCUGGGUCCCGUCGACUCUUCAUCCUCAUCCUCAUCCUCAGCCCCGUCUUCGUCCUCGGGACUUUCCUUCUCUCGUCUGCGCCGUGACUGGAGCCUGUACUGAACGUUGUCAUCAUCGCCCAUACUGUCACGAUGGAAGAGGCACGGAGGAGGAGGAGGAGGAGGAGGAGAAGAGCAGGGGCCAGGCGGGGCCAAACAGGUGGGCGUCGGCAAGACUGACUUGAAACCACGCCCACACGCUGCUCUCCACACUGCAGUCUCAUCUCAGAGGAACAGCCCGGACUGAAGAAGGCGCUGUUCAUCAGCUCAGAGCUACACUGGAGAAACCACAUCUUUGUGACCCUUCGACAUCACACACACCAUAAUGUAGCUUGUAUUUUAGUAUCAUUUGAAACAGUAUGGAAUUUUUUUUUACUCCUAAAACAAGGUUCCUAGCCCCUUUCUGGCACUCAUACGGCAAAUCCGGCGCGGGCGAUAUGACAAUAUUUGAUCAUUUAUCGUGAUAUAUCUCGGAUAUCGUCUGUAUCGUCUUUUAGACACUAAACCCAUUUGCAUGUGUCGUGAAAGAUCUAGACCGAUCCUAGCUUCUGUAAAGUGUAAGCACUGAAAAGAUAAAUAUUCGACAGCAUCCUGUGUUCCAACAAAAAAGAAACUAAAUCAAUAUUGUGAUGUAUGUAUCGUGUAUCUGGAAAAUGUCCGAAGCGCUACGUGAUUAUUUUUAUUGCCGUAUCGCCCGCCUCUGUGCCAGAAUUCAGUCUGAUAUUGAUAUUCAGAUAUGUUUAUGUUUCAGUUGCCAUGACGAUCUGUUGAUUCAGCUUUACGUUGCCUCUGUCAAACCUUACGUUAAAGGAGCGCUUUCGGCCAAAAGUGAAACGUGCACGUAUGUCCAGAACAAAAGCUCAGACGUGCCAUCCUGCGCUCAAAAAUACGCCAUGUUGUCAUUUUUCCUCACAAUAAAUACAAAAAAACAAACAGAUAAACCGAUCGAUAUGAACGAUUGACAGCCACGAAGGUGUUUUGAAUUCUCGGACGUUAAUUGACCCGCUGGAAGCCACGCCCCUUUCGCUUUCUGCAAUAGCGCGUGGAGAGUGUUUUGAGUUCAUUGGCGUGAAAUAAAAUCAGCGUAUGUUCGACUCGGCUAACGUUAGACGAUUGUUUAACUUUAUUUACUAGGGAUGCACCAGAUUUUGGGGUGGGGGUGGGACAAUCCCAUUGUGGGCAAAAUAUGUUUUUUGGUCAGAAAAGACAAAAGGGUGAAAAUUUUAACUGAAUAAUGAUAUCGUCUUUUUUUUUUUUUUUUUUAAAUUACAUAAACGGUUAUCGAAUCAAACGCGGAUCGCAACUUUAAACUUUGCGACCAUUUAAAAGUGUACAUUUCAUUUUUGGCCUUUAAUGCUUUAAUAAGGAUUUAAUAUCACACGAGUGGCCACUUUCAGAACAAGAAUAUUUCAAGAACAACAUCCUGAACCUCAGCAGCAAGAAGCCGCACACUCCGAUCAGUCGUAUUAGCUGCCUAACUUCUUAAUGAUCUAGCUUGAUAGCUAAUAAAGUUACUUCAGCAGUCUAGAUGUUAUAGUCGGCCGAUCAAGUGUGUGCAUGCAUAUAUAUAUAUAUAAUAUAAAAUUAUUAUUAUUAUUAUUUUUUUUUUUUAAGUUUAUUGCCUUUGUUUUGCCAUGUAAUGCGGGAAAAAUCCCCCCCCCCCCCCCCCAAAAAAAAAAGAAAAAACAAAACAAAACAAAAAACAGGAUUUGGACUGAGCUAGCCACGUGUAGCGGUUUGCUAGCAGUCACGUGUUCAAGCAUUUCUAACCCUAACAAGGUACAGACCUCAAACACCUCAAACAGAGACUGGGAGAUACUAAUGUUUUAAUGUUAUUUAACGUGUGCCGUUUUCUUUUCACCUCAUCUUAUUAUUUUGUUUCCAUUGAACUGUUUUAUGUCGUCCAGCACGAUCAAGACCGAUACAAAAUGUGCCGAUACGAAAUGUUCGCCGUGAUAAAUUGUCUAAAUUCCAUCGCGUUUCGUACAUAAUAUCCCUAUAGUCAUAUAAACAUAUAGCGAUAUGUUUAUAUUGAGGUUUUUUUUUUUUGUUUUUUUUUAAAUUUUAUUAGCACCGACAUUUUUGAAUAUGGCGCAAGUUCAGUUAGCGGUUAAAACAUUUUAUGGUGUAAUUUUAGCCUUAGGAAGUAAUUUCUUAGAAAUUGACCAGCAGAUCUGAGGAAAAUGUUGACGUUCUUGAUAAUUUUGUCUCGUUUCCACGAUCACUGUGCCUUUACAAUGUCCGUAUAAACGACUUUUAAGUGCCGUGUGCUAGCUGGUUAUGGUUUUAGCUUCAGGCAUUAGCCGUAUUUAUUCCCACGACGUUAAUCAGCUGAAAUUUGAGUGUCUUAUGUGUGACUUCGAAUGUUGAAAAUGUUUACGAGUUCCAUGUAAACUGAAAACGUUAUUCAGUAAUCAGAGUGACGAUUUUGUCGACCAUGUUGGUUUUUUGCCCCCCCCCAGAACUCUUCAUAUGUGAACGGAAUUAUACCUAAAGUAAGAGAGCUUUAUCCUGGAGCAGUCUCCUUAUAAACUCUAAACAUAUUAUGCACAUGCCUAGUGACCAGGUUUAUCUGACAUGCCGUGAGUUUCAAGACCUAGUGGACUGGGACCAAGUAAAAAUUCCUCGCCACCGACCUGUGCCACAUUAUUUUAUUUUUUUUGGUGCAUUUUAACUUUGUAAUUCUUUGUAAAUUCCACGUUGAAUGGAUCGCCUGCCUUAAGCCGGUUAAGAAAGACGUGUACGUGAAUACCACCAUCUUGCUUCUGUCUUAUCAGAGAACGUAAAAGCACCAGUGGUUAAUUUUAUUAUGAAAAUGACAGUUGUGUCUCUGUAUUGUACCUCCUUUUUCCAGUAGCUUCUCAGAUCUGAAUUUAUGGACUUCCAGAUCAAUCAGUUGGACAUUUAGAGCCUCGGCCAAAUCCUCCGUUCAGCUAGUUUUGAUGCCAAACCUUCACGCAUCACUUUGUCUAAUGCAUUAUAGAUAUUUAAUUAAAGCUGCACUAGGAUUAAA
Molecule: messenger RNA, 5150 nt
Organism: Ictalurus punctatus (channel catfish)
Lineage: Eukaryota; Metazoa; Chordata; Actinopteri; Siluriformes; Ictaluridae
Gene: sacm1lb
Product: SAC1 like phosphatidylinositide phosphatase b
Exons: 20
Coding region: 201-2078 (625 amino acids)
Biological process (GO): phosphatidylinositol dephosphorylation
Cellular component (GO): endoplasmic reticulum
Molecular function (GO): phosphatidylinositol-4-phosphate phosphatase activity
Source: RefSeq, a predicted model, not a curated record